AAGGUAAUAGCUGAAAGGAAGCGAUUGUUAUUAUUAUAGUGCAGAUGCGCGUAAUGGUUUUAGAGUAGUUUAUGUGUAAAUUGGCCACAACAUAGAAUGCGGGAAAGUGAAACCUGUUUUGUUUUGUUUUUCUUUAUAGAAAAAGUUAUGAGAUAUUUGUGACGUGUAAAUGUAGACUAUAUAAAAGUGACCGUUUGGGGGGACCUCGAUCCGCAGUUAGGCAACAGCACGCCACACAUUGGGCACGGAGUGGGGCGGUACUGGUGUGUUUACUUCGAGGUGACAGGCGGCAGAUUUUGCGCAAAUGCUGUAGAUGAACUCUACGAGACGGGUAUCGUUCGGGCAUAAUCCGCAAUUUUGCGGAACAGCGUGCAGAGUCCUUGAAGAGUCCUUGAUUUGCAUGUAGCAUGAUGGGAGUGAGUGGGUGAAAAAGCAGUUGGUCUUCAUGGAGCGGAGUCCAGCUGUGUUGUGGACCUGGCUGCUGGGGGCUGGACUCGUCCUGGUGUUUUGCAUUACAACAUCCACGGCCUUCCCCCGACCCCCUCGGCUAAUCGGCUGUGUGUUCAUACAUCGAGUUAAUGUCACCUGCCACUGGGAGCCCGGAGACACACCAACAACGAAAUACACUCUGCAGGUUGAGAAGAUAUCUAGUGCCAACAGGUCUGCAAAAAAGACAUACACCUGCACCACGCAUAAAACCACCUGCACAAUAGGACUUAAUGGUUCAACUUCAAGGAUUGACUUUUGCAUCACAGUCACAGCACACGGUGGAAGCGAGAGCUUUUCAUCGCACCCUCGAUGUCAGCCCGGCAGGACAGAAGUGAUGCUGCCUCCAGCCACCCUGAACAACGUAACAGAAGUUCGUGGCUCUCCUCAGUGUCUGAAUGUAACUUGGAGCCGCGUAUCAUCGGACUUUCCUGUGUCUAACAAUGAAAUCCAGCAGGGAAAUCUGAAUUCACAAAUUGAAACAGUGACUGAGCAGCUUGAUUUUCAGAUCAGAAAUGUGACAAUGGAAGGCUACUCUGUCGUGGUUUGCCACCUUAGACCUGAUACAGAAUACACCAUCAGGCUUCGCCACCGUUACCGUGGCCCUGCAAGUCCAUGGAGCAUGUGGAGCAAAGCACUUCAGGGAAGGACAGCAGAAGAUGCUCCAUCUGCAGCACCAGUAUUCUGGAGACGAGUGAAACAAAAUCACAGGAAUGGAUGGAGACUCGUCUCUCUGCUUUGGAAGCCGUUACCUCAUUUUCUGGCCAAUGGCAAAAUUGUCUUUUACAACGUGACUUGCCAGACAGAAAGCACUCCGAUCUUGAGUGAUCAUGGGAGCUGCAAAUAUUUGCACCAUUUGAGUACAUCCUGUAGCUUGCUCCUUCCUGCUGGGCGUUCCUUCUGCACUCUGACGGCCUCCACCUCUGCCGGCGUGUCACCAAAAUCUAAGAUUUUGCUGCAUGGAUCCUCUGAAACAGCAACGCUCUACACGUACACACGGCAAGGAACACCCUCAGCUGGUAUUGACGUAAAAGUGCAGCAGAUCUCAGGCGGCAUGGUGGAGCUCACCUGGAGUCCUGUACCUGUGGAGCUUCUUCGUGGUUUCCUCCGUAACUACACUCUGUACUACAGAACCAGAGACCAGCCCGCAAGGAGUGUUUUUGUGCCUGGUCAGGCUCGCAGCUACACGCUGCAGAAUCUGUCACCCGGUAACUACGCCAUCUUCAUGCAGGCCAAUACUGAGGCUGGCGCCGGAGAAACUGGGACCAUAGCUAAUGUGCACAUACGCUCUGAGGAAAUCUCGGUAGUGAUGUAUGUGGUCGUUCCACUCGUGCUGACGAUAUUGGCACUGAUACUGAUGGCCUGCCUAGCACAGCAUGGAAUUGUGAAAGAGAAGCUAUGUAAAGAUGUCCCUGAUCCCUCCAACAGUAGCUUGUCCCACUGGGCCCCUAAAACUACAUUGGAGAGUAUGAAUCCUCUUGUGCUGCCGGAGAAGCCUGCAGUCAAAUACUCUGAAGUCAUUGUGCUUGGUGAGCUGGAGAACUCCAGCCUGGAUCAGGACCACAGCUAUCAGGGUGUCUGUAAUCUGCGAACAUAUUCCAGUCUCAGGUCUCCACUUGACAUAAGUAGAUCAGGGAAAACAUUAACCAGAAGGUCUGCAACUGAUCUUUCCCCCUGCUGCUCAGAUUACUCCAGUGUCAUGUUAUCCGGACCGCUCCAGAAUACUCCCGGGCCUCUUGUGCACCUCUCCUGUGACCAGUACAACUGGCAGACAGCUAACGUCAAUGAUGUUAAGUUGCAGCUAGGUGGAGCCAGCGAGCCAUCUCAGUCACAGCCCAAGGAUGAACAGAAAACCUUGCAUCAUUUUCUGCAGCACCAUCAGAUCCCCGCUUCCUUCUCUGACUUAAGCAGUAUAUCUUCUUCCGCUGUUUUACCUUCUCACACAACAGAAAUCAGUUCCCUCAAGCAUCCUUUUUCUCAAAGCAGCUUUAACUCAUUGCUGCAGUCUAACAACAUCCGUCAGCCCAGUGAUUCUUCAGAUAAUUUCACUACAUCAUUUUCACAGUUUCUCCCUUCUAUCUUUGUGGAUUUCUCCUACUGUCCUGUGGAGUGUGAUCCUUACAUUUCGUCAACAAUUUAGUGUCACGGAAGGGAAGUACAUAAUAUUUAUUCAUCAAAAAUGUCAUUAUUAUGUUUUAUUUAUAUGUAAACCACAUUCAUACAUCCACCUUGUGCUUAUCCAGUUGCCGGGGCGAGUGUUGGAACCUACUCCGGCUGCGUCAUAGGGCAAAAAGGCAGUGUAAACCCAGUACAGGUCACCAGUCUAGCCAUUUACACUCAUGGCAAGUUUAAAAUCACCAAUUAACCUAACCCCAUACAUAUCUCUGGGAGUAAGCUGGAGUAUCCAGAGAGAACAUACAAGCUUCAUACAGAAAGGGCCCAGGUAGCCAGUGGACUUUAUUCCAAGGAACCUCUUUCUAUGAGGCAAAAAUGGAAACCACUGCACCACCUCGCUGCCUCCUAGUCAUAAAAUAUGGAAAAAAAGUUGUUGUUGUUUUUAAAUUUUUGUAGUCAAAUGAUUUCAAAGUCAGGAUGUAAUUACUGCAAUGAGUAAGGUUGGCUGACAACAGUCCAGUUAACAUUAGCCCCUUUCAUGCAACUGGGAAUUCUCCAAUGAUGGGAAUGUUCUCAAGCUUUGGCUGGGGAAUCUUUCCCAUCAAAAAAGAUGUGAUCAGGAAUCAGUUGCCUUUGACAUUUAGGGAAAUGCACUUAUAUGAGUUCUUCCUAAGAAGGAGAUGAGAAUGUGGAUACCACUUUUCUACAGUAAAUGUGAAGCUAUACUCUGCAGAAGCAUAGAAAGUGAAAACAGAGGGUAACAGCUGGCCUGGCUCUGUAAAGAACAUCUUUUUCAUUUGACAAGAUAAAUAUGAGCAGUCAAAGGGAGGAUGGAUUAUUUUUUAUAUAUAUGUAAACACACUCAUUUGUGAUUGAUUGGUUACUUUUUUGUAUAUGUUUUGAGGCAUUAUGAAGUUUUUUUCCUCAUCUUACUAAUAUACACGCCGCAUGUUUUGGCUGUCAGUGCUGAGGAAUGUUAACGCAAACUGCUCCCUGUAUUUUACCGAUGUUUGACUUGGCUGUUAUUUUUCUAUUUUUAGUGAAGUGAUUUAUUCUUGUUGCUUAUAUAGUUGAAAUCAGGUAUCUGAAAGCUUUAUGUGUGUGCCUAUGAAGAAAAAAAAAAAAGCAUACACUCACUGGGCGCUCUUUUAGAUACACAAGUUCAACUGGUUAGUCUAUUUAGCCAGUUCAGUACAUUUAGAGACAUAGAUGAUAAUCUUCGGAAGCUCAAAGUGAGCAUUAAAAUGGGGAAGAAGGGAGAUUCAAAUGACUUUAGUAUGUAUGGUUAUUGGUUUUAGGGUUGGGCUGGUGUGUCUAAUAAAGUGCCCAGUGAGUGUAUAUAUCUAUAUCUGUCUAUCUAAGUAGGAAGAUAUAGAUUUAGUUAUUUAUAUAAAAAGGACUUGAACUAGUUAUAAAUACUGUGAACAAAGACUAACUAGACUGUCCAUUAACAGCAUUUCUUAUCUUUCUGGUUUGUUACAGCUAGUCUAGACUCUUCUGCUACAUGUUACCUAUUUUCUGUUACACGCCUGCAGUUUGGAAAGUGGGCUUGUACAAGUCUCAGAGUCAGACCCCUCAAAAUGCUGCUGCUGACUUGAGUUUAUCGUUACAGUAGAAUGAGCCAUCUUUGUAACUGUGAAUACUUCCGAGCUGAGUUUGUAUUUGGUUUACAUAAUUUGUACGUUGUGAGAAUUAAAAUAUCCACUUUAAUGUACGAACCAGAAUUUCAAGGGUAAAAUAUUAAAUUUACUGUGUGCUAA
Messenger RNA from Neolamprologus brichardi, 4361 nucleotides. Lineage: Eukaryota; Metazoa; Chordata; Actinopteri; Cichliformes; Cichlidae. The record is from RefSeq and is a predicted model, not a curated record.